UUCCACUUGGCUGAUUUCUGGCGUCGCAUCAGAGAAGAAGAGGAAGGAGGAGGCAGUAGGAGGAGCUGAGAGCAGCAGAGGGAGCGUCAGGUAGCAGAUGAACAAAUAACCCAGUUAAUCAGCAGCUUCAUAACCAGCUGAAUCCAUAAGAAACAGGCUAACGUAGAUGUGUCUAGCCUUUGAGGAGAAGGAGAUGGAGUCUGAAGAGAAUCUGCUGAGUGCUUACCUGCUGCUGUUGCUGCUCGGAUCACACUUCACUCUGGUGGGUCCCUCAACCCCUGAGGAGGGCUGGCAGGUCUACAGUUCAGCUCAGGACUCAGAGGGUCGAUGUGUUUGUACAGUGGUGGCUCCUCAGCAGACUGUCUGUUCCAGAGAUGCUCGAACCAAGCAACUACGACAACUGCUAGAAAAGGUGCAGAAUAUGAGUCAAUCCAUUGAAGCGCUAGAUCAGCGGUCUCAGAGAGAUCUACAGUUUGUGGAGAAGAUGGAAGUUCAGCUGAAAGGUCUGGAAAACAAAUUCAAACAGGUGGAAGAUGGACAUGAGAGCAACAUUGCCAGACAGUACAAGUCCAUCAAAGCAAAGAUGGAGGAGUUAAGGCCUCUCAUCCCAGUUCUGGAGUCCUACAAAGCAGAUGCACUGUUGGUCCGCCAGUUUAAAGAAGAGGCAGCGAAUGUGACGGAGCUGCUGGGAUCAUUGCAGGAACAGCUCGGAGGUCUGGACUACCAGGAGCUCCACAGCCGGGUGAUAAGCCUGGAGGACCGACUGAAGGCUUGCAUGCAGAGGCUAGCUUGUGGGAAGCUCACAGGAAUCUCCGAGCCAAUCACCAUAAAGACAUCUGGAUCUAGAUUUGGAUCAUGGAUGACUGACCCACUUGCUCCAGCUGGAGACAACAGAGUAUGGUACAUGGAUGGGUACCAUAACAAUCGCUUUGUUAGGGAGUACCAGUCCAUGUCUGACUUCAUGAUGACAGACAAUUUCACCUCUCACCGACUUCCUCAUCCCUGGUCUGGUACUGGGCAGGUGGUUUAUAAUGGAUCUCUUUACUUCAACAAGUUUCAGAGUCACACAAUCAUUAAAUUUGACUUCAGCACAUCGCUCAUCAGCAGAUCGCGACAACUUGACUUUGCUGGUUACAACAAUAUGUACCAUUACUCCUGGGGUGGGCACUCAGACAUUGACCUCAUGGUGGACGAGGGUGGGCUGUGGGCUGUAUAUGCUACCAAUCAAAAUGCUGGUAAUAUUGUUCUUAGCCAGCUAAACCCCAACACCCUACAGAUCAUCCGCAGCUGGACCACCAACCAUCCAAAACGCAGCGCUGGUGAGGCCUUCAUGAUCUGUGGAACCCUGUAUGUCACCAAUGGGUACUCAGGUGGAACCAAAGUAUACUAUGCCUUUUCCACCAACUCAUCCACUUAUGAGUACAUCGACAUCCCUCUGACCAACAAAUACAGCCACCUGUCUAUGCUUGACUACAACCCUCGAGACAGAGCGCUCUACGCCUGGAACAAUGGCCACCAAGUUCUUUAUAAUGUCACACUUUAUCACAUAAUACAGUAACAAUCAAUAUUAGCCACUCUCACAUUCAAAAGAAAAAACAAAUCAAGACCCCACAAUGUUACUGCAAUCACAGUACACACGAUCCCUUACACAGGAUGCUCUGUGGGCCUUUACAAAGUAAUGCUCCAAAAUUUUAUACAAUUAAAGAAUAAAUAUGAUUUUCCUGAAAACAUUAGGUCAUAUCAAACUAUACAACUAAAUAAAAAAAAUAGAAUAAAUCCUAAAGUACUCUGACUUUUAGAGGGUCAAAAGAAAAUAGAAAAUAGUUAUCAGGUCAGUUUAUUUGCUUCCUGGACAGAGAGUGGUGUAUUAGCUACAAUUAGCUUAGCUCCAUCUGAAGAGAAAAAAAACCUUCCAAAAAGCUGAAGGCUGGGUCCCUGAUUCUCCUCUUGUCCACACAUUCCUCUCUAACAGAAACUUCAUCAUCUUAAAAAAUGACUCACCUGCAUGUGAAAUCUUCAGGGAACUGCUAGCCCUGAGAUAGAAGAGAGCCCAUUCUGAAAGCGGAACCACUAACUUUACAGCCCUUGUCAGUAUAUAGGUAGUGACUUAAGAUUUAGUUCAGGUUUAGAGAAAUAUUUUGAUUGCCAGUAUAGGCCUUUAAGGUGUCAGCUGGUGUACUCAAGAGUAGAACCGGGAUCAAAUCAGGAAACCCGUCUAUGUGAUGCUGUGUUUGAACACUUCAGGUGCUAUUACAUUUUUAGACCAGUCCAUUAAAUAUGUCAAAAGAACAUAAGAGGAAUCUAAGAGAGUGUUGGGUUUUUUUCUGUCAUGAUGGAGCUAGCUAACCAAACCAAAUGUUCUCAGUAGCUGUGCCCCAAAAUGUCGGCUGCAUCCUCCUGAGGCCACAUUUGUAGGCCAAUCACGUCACAGCCAGGCAACAAAGGCUGUCCCAAUUCGUCGACUCCUUCAAAUGCGGCCGACAAAUGCAUUCUUCAUUUCCCUGAAUUUGAAGUA
Messenger RNA from Maylandia zebra (zebra mbuna), 2515 nucleotides. Its product is annotated as noelin. The record is from RefSeq and is a predicted model, not a curated record. Gene Ontology annotation, biological process: signal transduction. NCBI's taxonomy places the organism in Eukaryota, Metazoa, Chordata, Actinopteri, Cichliformes, Cichlidae.